Molecule: messenger RNA, 4205 nt
Organism: Megalopta genalis
Lineage: Eukaryota; Metazoa; Arthropoda; Insecta; Hymenoptera; Halictidae
Cellular component (GO): nucleoplasm
Source: RefSeq, a predicted model, not a curated record
AAAGAUCACGCACACACAUACCGCGUCGUGAAAUCAAAUCAUCGGCCCGGGAAACAAGAGUGCAGAAUCACGAACGGCGAUUCUCAGUGUUCAUCCGAUGCAAUUAGUUUUGGCGCGUGUGGUUGCAUACGUGUUGCGUGACUGUCGUUUCACGUAUCUGUGCGCGCUCGGUAGGUCAAAAUGGCGUGAACCGACCGUGCGAUUUUAGGUUAUCUUCGCUCGUGGCAAAUCACGGCGGACCAAGGAAUAAAGGCGCGCGCGCGCGACCACACGCGGCCUGGCAUCUUUUCAUUAAAGUGUACACCGUGAUCCUCCACGUGCGUUUUCGAGAUCGAGUUACAUGAGUUAUGAGGACGGAAUGCCCGCAGGCGGUAACAGUCGUUUCCGCGGUUACCCAGCGCGGAUGUCCGAGCGUCAACAACUCGCGCUCCUUCUCCAAAUGACCUCCCAGGAAAUAGUAUCAGGUGGAAAUCGAACAGAAAAUACAACGUCCAGCUCUACCUCAAGGUCGUCGACAUUGCAACAGCGUGGAUCGAAAGGACGAUGGUCUAGCAAAAAUGGAGAAUCGACGGUCCACGCAUCUAUUAAUCGUAAAGAAGAUUUUCGCGUUGGGCAAAUACUCGUAAACGGAUAUGAUCUCAAUGCUAAAGAAACGAAUGAUACCACAAGUACGACUUCACCCGAUGAGAGUACCACCUUCGCGUCUGAUAACUCAUGCUCUCCAGUUGAAACAAGCGCAACAGCGCCAUCGAACGAGCAACAGGAACAAGAGAAGCAACAACAACAACAACAACAACAGCAGCAGCAGCAGCAGCAGCAGCAGCUUUACCAACACCACCAUUCCCAAUUCCAACAACAGCAGCAACGUACGACCGGAAGUGCGCCAGCCGCUGCACUGCACGUUGCUGAGGACAGUGGAGCCCCCUGUGAGAUGCGGAGGACACCACCGCAAAAUAAAGUUGACAGAUCGGGAACCGGGCAGUCUGGAAGCUCGCCGAGGGUGACGCUUCGACUCAACCAGGUGCGAGGAGCAAGGGAUGAAAAGAAAGGAGGGAGCACUGCCAACUCCCGUCAGGGCAGCAUGAACGCACAGAAUCAAGGUCAGAUGGAAACUUCAAUGAAGACGUCGAACGUCUCCUCGGCGACCGUGAAUAAUGCUGUCUCGGGCUCGAGCGCGUCGGGGAACGCAUCGUCGGCAUCCAACGACAACGGCGACGUCUAUGAAUUUAAAAGUUCGAAGGAACCGACACCCGUACGAGGUGCCAGUUCCUCGCCGAAUCCGAAUCCCGAGAAGGAUAAAGACGGUGGCAAGAGUGCCAGCGGUCAGGGAAAUCAAACCGGCGGGGGUAGCAACGCGUCUGCCAGUGGUGGCUCGACGACAUCGUCCGGCGAGACGACGACGACGACGACGACCUCGAUUUCCACCGACGAUGCUGCUACCGUCUCGGCGUCACCUUCGUCCAAGCGUGCCUUCGAGGGCGACAAUCCCGAGGAACAGGACGAAGAGAACCGUAGGAAAAAACGCAAAGAUUCGGAGCCUGUGAAAGACAAUUUGAAGAAUGCUACAACCGGAAGGCAAAGUACGGGCAGAAAUACUGCCAAUUUGGGGGAAAAAUGCACAAAAUCGGGUAAACAGGGAUCCGGAGCAACUUCCGGUAAGAGCAAUCAAAACACGACUUCCAUUAGCGCAGAUAGGAAAAGUCCGAGUACCGCUUCGAUGGCGAGCAGUCCGAAGCCUUCUAAUCCCUCUGGUUCGACGACGAACGCGAAAACAACUACUACACCGGCACCUCCCGAAUCCGAUGGCGAAGACGAUAGAUCGAAAGGUUCCGAUUCCGCUUCGGCACCCAAAGUACCGCCUUUGAAAAUCGUUAUCCCACAGAGUAGCACGUCCGAGCAAGAACAGGGAAAUAGAAAUGGGAAAAGCACGUCCAAUAGAAGUCACCAGUUACCGUACGUAGUGGCAAGUUCUAAUAGUAACGAUUCAACGGACAAGGAUCAGAAUCAGUCCGCGAGUGGUACGACGAGUCCCACGGAAAGCGGAAAUAAUACUAAAAACGAGGACAAGAAAGAUUUCAGUGGAGCUUUGCAGCACGGGGAGGAAAGGUCGACGCAUCAUCAACGGGUGCUUAGAAGUUCCCAUAGAUCUAGCAAUGGUAGUAACGGCUCGUCGACCUUGAAAGAAACGUCUGCCUCGACCGGUAGCGGAAACUAUCCUAAUUCGUCUCCCCUGCCUGUAACCGUUUCAACGGACCGUUCGAAUAACUCGUCUCCGCAACAACGCCACCAUUCGCCGACACCCGAAGUGGCUGGUGCCGAAUCGAAUAAAUCUAGUUCUGUGGACGCUUCGAAUAGUAAUGCUAGUUUGAAAACCAAUAUUAUGAUGGAAAAGUCGGAGAAAAGUACCGAUACUGGCGGAAAAAGUCAAAAAGAUGGUAACGUAGAGAGCUCGGAGAACGCUUCCGCAACUACUUCGUCGACAGCGUCGAACGUAGGUACCCCGGCACCACCUGUUGAGCUUCAUCCCCGAAAAAGAAAAAUGAAACCAAAUAAAGAAGCACAGCAAGCUGCUACAGCCGCAUCCAGUGAAACAUCCGAAACCACCAAUACCGGUCCAGAAGUGCAUCCGCACGAUCAGCCUAUUACCAAUUGUUAUCAAUUGUUUCUCAAUAUUAGGAAGCAGAUCGAACGAAGAAGAAAGGGCCUCUUUCCGGUUCAGCCGAAACCACCUCAGGGCUUUAAAGACUAUUUAAUGAAUCGUUGUACGUACGUAUUAGCUGGAAAUGCGAAUAAAGAGCCAAACGUUAAUCCUCCGGUUGGGUUGCAAGGCGCCAUGAAGGAUUUGUAUAUCGAACAAGAAAAGGAAAGAUAUCGUCUUAGAAUGCAACAUGUUGUCGAAAAGGAGAAAUUAGUUUUAUCGGUGGAACAAGAAAUUCUCAGAGUACAUGGCAGAGCAGCUAGAGCUCUCGCUAACCAAUCUCUUCCUUUCUCCGUUUGUACUAUAUUAAAAGACGAAGAGGUUUAUAAUGUUAUUACACCCGAGCAAGAAGAGAAAGACAGAAACGCGAGGAGUCGAUAUAACGGCAGGUUAUUUCUGAGUUGGUUGCAAGAUGUCGAUGAUAAAUGGGAAAAAAUUAAGGAAGCUAUGUUGCUUAGACAUCAUAACGAAGCUGAAUCUUUACACGCGGUGCAAAAAAUGGAUUGGGAAUGGAAACUGAAAGAAGUUGGAUUAUGCGAAUUUAAGGCAACACCUCAAAUAGAAGACGUGCAUGUUCCGAUGGUACAUGUUUCGGACGACUUUGAUCUACUCCCAGCUUAGUGAAUAGUGAUCUAUCGGUUGACAUGGUAUAACUGCUCAUACGAUUUUGCUCAUUUCCAAUCUCUAUUGUCCCGAACAAAACGCAAAAGUGAUCGUUCUUUCACAUCUAGAAGGUUCAUUUGUUCUCGCACACGAACACCAUGAGUAACGCGGUUUAAAUUUAUUUUACUUAAAAAUACAACACUGCUACUUCAGUCCCAAUCUAAGUGAUCGCUUGUUACUACAAGAUCGGACCAAUUUUAAAUAUGCCGGGACGUUAGGUAUCAAGUAUACACUACUACCAUUUCUAUCCGUUUCUCUUCUGUGACCAAUAUUCUCGUAUCAGAGAUUCAUACUUUUAUUUCGAAUUAAUCUUAUUGAAAUACAAGUGAUUGCAUUUUCAUAUAUAGUUUGGUUGAGAUAGAUUGGCGUGGAAGUCGCAAUGAUGCGUUUUUAAAAUGGCUUUUAUGGCCGGAGUAUUCGCUCACCAGAGGUAGGAUCAAUGACAAUGGACUUGGCCAGUCGAACAGCCUACUUCCAAUAAUGCACUCGUAGAUGUGAAAAUGUGUACAGUGAUCGUGUUCUAAUAGUGUGACAGUCGGUUCGUGUGCGUGCGUGCGUGCAUGUUGGAAACUGACUGUAAUCUGUGAUCUCUAUCAUAAUGUAUUCGCCACUCUUUUACAGUUAUCAAAUUACGUUGUAUCGUUUUUAAAGCUAUUGUUAUACAUUGAGGCUGUUUAGGAGACAACUUGACUCUCUAAUUAGGUUACCCAAUUGCAUUUAUAGUUUUAUUAUUAUUUUAAAAUUAUUCAUAGCAAACGUUGUUUUUAAAUCGCAUUACGUUGGUACAAAAGAUUUUUUUCUAUUUAUAGAUAAUAGAAGAUUAAAUUAAAAAUUGUGAAUGAAU